AUGGUACUUACCCCGUACGUGAGGAGGAUCGCGCAGUACCCGAGGAAUGUCGCGCACUCCUUCAGCACGACCAAAGCUGCCCAUUAUCUGAGCAAAAUCGGAGGCUGGAUUGCUCCACCUCCAAACAAGUCAGAAGAUGGGCGUGACCAGUGGCCAUCCCGAGCAGCCUUCCUACUCGCUGCUAUGGGAGGCUGCGCCGGCCAAGGAAAUUUAUUGCGAUAUCCCUCCGUGGUCUACAAUAACUACGGACUUCAAUGGUUUAUUCCAUACCUGAUAGCGGUAUUUGCCGUCGCGAUUCCAGCUCUCAUCCUUGAAAUCUCAAUCGGGCAAGCCUAUCGGGGUGGAACGGCAAUCGCAUUCAACAAUAUAAACAAACGAUUGAAAGGCGUGGGUCUUGGUCCAAUCCUGGUCAGCUUUGUGGUUGUACAAUAUUUCACCGUCAAUCUGGCAUGGAUCAUGAACUAUUUCCGCAAUUCCUUCACCAGCCCGCUGCCAUGGGAGGGCAGAAUCGAGGAAUUCUACAUGGGCGAUGUCGUGGCCAAUAUCGAUCCCAUUGUCGGCAAUCUUACAGCCGGCAAUGAUGCUGUCGCCAACUAUACUGUUUACCCUGGGGUUGCGCUCAUCGGCGAGACCGUUGGCUGGAGCGCCUUUAUUUGGUUUUUGAUCUGGGUAUCUAUCUUCCGUGGGGUUGGGUUGACGGGUCGUGUUGUUUAUUGGACAAUGGGUCUGCCAAUUGUCACAACUAUCAUUAUCGUUGGUCGCGCCUGUUCACUCGAAAACGCGCGCGAGGGUAUCAAACUUUUAUGGGCCACAUGGAGAAGCGACCAGCUAGCUUCCGGUACUGUCUGGCAGACGGCCGUUGGACAGGUUUUCUUCUCCACUGGUAUUGGGUUUGGUUAUUUCACUUCUUAUGCGUCCUAUAAUUCGAAGCAUUCAAAUGCUGUGAUGGAUGCAAUUCUCAUCUGCGGGAGUAAUAUCCUCUUCGAGAACUUUGCUGCCUUUGCUGUGUUCGGUGUUGUGGGUUAUCUCGGACGCUGGCCACAGGAUGGCGAAAGAUUAGGUGCCUUCGUGGUUGGUUUUUUGACACUGCCAGAGGCUGUGCUUCACAUGCCUGGUGCGAAUUGGUGGGCAAUCCUGUUGUUUUUCACCCUGGUUGUCCUUGGUUUCAGCUCCGCCUUCGUCAUGCUUGAUGCUGCGGCAACUCUGGCAGUCGACGCAGGCAUGAAACUUUCAAGACCGACAAUUGUGACUGGCUUGACUAUCAUCUCUUUCCUCAUGUGCUUGCCAUACUGCACCCAGUUCGGAUUCUACCUACUUGACGGAAUAGACAGAUGGAUCAACAACGUCUGUUUGAUCUUUGUUGUUUGGUCAGAACUCGUUGGAGCUACCACAGUCUAUCGUUGGCAUGAUGUGGUGAACCAAACAGGACUUCCUGCUUUUGUUCUGUACAACUUUGGAUAUUUUGGUGGCCAAAUCAUUGGAGUUGCUGUUGCACAUGGUGUAUCAGAUCCAGCAGCCGGUGCCGGUGCCGGUUUCGGGCUGUAUAUUGUAUGCUCUAUUCUUUCGGUCCUCAUUGCUACCUCCCCUGCCAUCAAGGCUGCCAGUUUCUGGGGCCGUAACCCAAUUCUCAGUCGAUUUUGGUAUCUGGCAUUCUAUUCUGGUAAUCAACUAAGGCGCGAUCUCAACCUCGUGGUUGGUGGCAAUGGAAACUGGAAGAUCCCGACAUUCUGGCCCGUUCUGCUUCGUUAUGUUAGCGCACCUAUCUUGGCGAUUGUGUUCAGCUUUGCUUAUCCAGAGUUCUAUACCUUGCGAUAUGACCCGAUGAUGAUAUCUGGCUUUAUUUUGGCGCACUUUUGUUUGCUCUUGAUUUUGCUUGGUGUUGUCUUUCCGCGUUAUUACGAUAUCUUUAUCCCGUCUCAUCGGAGAGCCGAAGGCACCGAAGCAACAAUAGCCAACGAGCCCAAAGAGCAAGACUUUGCCCCAGAGACAGGUGUUUUGGAUCAUGAGUCUGGCAUGCCCGCGCCGAGUUCGAAGGACAGCUCGGAGAGGAUGCCUGCCGACCUUUCUGUGGCUCCCAAGAUAUAG
Molecule: messenger RNA, 2085 nt
Organism: Penicillium salamii
Lineage: Eukaryota; Fungi; Ascomycota; Eurotiomycetes; Eurotiales; Aspergillaceae
Source: the annotation of a GenBank genome assembly